Molecule: messenger RNA, 5239 nt
Organism: Rhea pennata
Lineage: Eukaryota; Metazoa; Chordata; Aves; Rheiformes; Rheidae
Gene: ARMC8
Product: armadillo repeat containing 8
Exons: 22
Coding region: 801-2621 (606 amino acids)
Biological process (GO): proteasome-mediated ubiquitin-dependent protein catabolic process
Cellular component (GO): GID complex
Molecular function (GO): protein binding
Source: RefSeq, a predicted model, not a curated record
GAUAUGAAAAAUGCUGUAAUUGGAAACAACAAACAAAAAGCCAACUUGAUUGUUUUGGGAGCAGUUCCAAGGAGGCCACAAGGGAUUCCUGUGACUCCCAUUGAUCCUUGUGAUUCACAUUUUGAAAGUGCCAGAGAAUCUCUAACUUCCAAAACUUGAUGCUACUUUUUCUGAAAUUCUGUAGAACUCUAUGUUCCUUCAUUCUUCCUGCUUUCUGCUGUUACUUGUUCUGUGCCCAGUUGUGAGAAUUCCCUUUUUUCCCCCCUGCUGUCAAUACCUUCUGGCUGUCUGAGUAAAUUAUACGACUAGCCCAUAACUGCAAAGAAAUCAGUGCAUGGGGGGAAAUCUUGAAAGGGAAAUGCUCGUGCUUGCCCUCGAUAUAAGUUAUCCCCAAUGCUUUUCAGACCAGAUGUAGGUAAAUUGACUGGGAUAUUGUAAGAAAAGACAAUUCUCACUGACUAAAUCUUAAAUAGCAUCAUAUGCCCAUUGGUGCUUUUGUGGAUGCUGUAGAAUUUCAUCAGAAUUCCUGCAAAUGGACUUCAAUAUAACUGAUCUGUAAUCUAUUUGAAAACUUCUCUUGUUCUCUAGCAAGCUCGUGGGAAUUAUGUGGCUUUCUGGACAUACCUUCUACUUCAUGAAAUGGCCCCUGAAACCUCAGGAGUACAGGAAACUUUGUAAUUUCAUUUUGCAGUGUCAAACCUUUCCCCCCGUAAGAACAAAAGUUGCUAUAUUUACUUCAGCAAGAAACCUCCAGCACAGAACUGAGAACAGAGUGCGCAGUGGUCCUUGGAAGCCUGGCAAUGGGUACAGAGAACAAUGUCAAAUCCCUGCUAGACUGCCAUAUCAUCCCUGCCUUGUUGCAAGGGUUACUGUCGCCAGAUUUGAAGUUUAUCGAAGCUUGCCUCAGAUGUCUCCGUACCAUCUUCAUCAGUCCUGUAACUCCAGAGGAUCUGCUAUACACAGAUGCUACAGUUAUCUCCCACCUCAUGGCACUGCUCAGUAGGUCUCGAUAUACACAAGAAUACAUUUGUCAGAUCUUCUCACAUUGCUGCAAACUCCAACACUGGCAUAGCUGCGGCUUUAAAUCAUUGCCUCAGCCACUUCUGUGUGCCAAUGGUCCAGAUCACCAAACAAUCUUGUUUAAUCACGGAGCAGUUCAGAAUAUCGCCCAUCUGUUAGUCUCCACCUCCUACAAAGUUCGAAUGCAAGCAUUGAAAUGCUUCUCAGUUCUAGCCUUUGAAAACCCCCAGGUAUCAAUGACUCUUGUAAAUGGUAAGCAUAAAGUGUUGGUUGAUGGAGAAUUGUUACCCCAAAUUUUUGUCAAGAUGUUACAAAGGGACAAGCCUGUUGAAAUGCAGCUCACAUCAGCUAAAUGCCUUACUUCCAUGUGCAGAGCUGGAGCAAUACGAACAGAUGAUUCCUGCAUCGUUCUCAAGACUCUGCCAUGUUUGGUUCGGAUGUGUAGUAAGGAAAGACUGCUGGAGGAGCGAGUAGAAGGAGCAGAAACACUUGCCUAUUUGAUUGAAACAGAUGUGGAGCUCCAGAGAAUUGCCAGCAUUACUGACCACCUCAUCGUCAUGCUUGCUGACUAUUUCAAGUAUCCCAGCUCAGUGAGUGCAAUCACUGAUAUCAAAAGGCUCGACCAUGACUUGAAGCAUGCUCAUGAACUGCGCCAGGCUGCUUUCAAGCUCUAUGCUUCCCUUGGAGCAAAUGAUGAAGAUAUUCGAAAAAAGAUCAUUGAGACUGAAAAUAUGAUGGACCGUAUUGUUAAUGGCUUGUCUGAAUCUAGUAUCAAGGUGCGAUUAGCUGCAGUCAGAUGUUUGCACAGUUUGUCCCGUUCUGUACAGCAGCUCAGGACAAGUUUUCAGGAUCAUGCUGUAUGGAAACCUUUAAUGAAGGUUUUACAGAAUGCUCCAAAUGAAAUCCUGGUAGUAGCAUCUUCCACACUAUGCAAUCUUCUUCUGGAAUUCUCUCCAAGCAAAGAGCCUAUUUUAGAAUCAGGAGCCAUAGAACUUCUAUGUAGUCUAACACAGAGUGAAAAUCUUGCUUUGCGAGUGAAUGGCAUUUGGGCUUUAAUGAAUGUGGCAUUUCAAGCAGAACAGAAGAUCAAAUCUGAUAUCUUACGAGGUCUGAGUACAGAGCAGUUAUUCCAGUUGCUUUCUGAUUCAGAUGUAAAUGUUCUGAUGAAAACUUUGGGACUGCUCAGGAAUCUUCUAUCCACCCGCCCACACAUAGACCAUAUAAUGAGCACUCACGGGAAACAAAUCAUGCAAGCAGUGACCCUCAUUCUGGAAGGGGAGCACAAUAUAGAAGUCAAAGAGCAGACACUAUGUAUACUUGCCAAUAUAGCAGAUGGAACGACAGCAAAAGAAUUAAUUAUGACCAAUGAUGACAUCCUGCAGAAGAUCAAAUACUACAUGAGUCAUUCAAAUGCUAAACUUCAGCUUGCUGCCAUGUUCUGCAUAUCUAAUCUCGUAUGGAAUGAGGAAGAAGGUUCACAAGAACGACAAGAUAAACUACGAGACAUGGGAAUAGUAGAUAUUCUACAUAAAUUGAGUCAGUCAUCAGAUCCAAAUCUGUGUGACAAGGCGAAGACAGCACUCCAGCAGUAUCUUGCAUGAUCAAAGACUAAUUGAAUCUAUGGACACCCCUCAUGUCUACUUAAGGAAUAGCAGGAAAUAUUCCUGACUCCUUAUAUUUGCACAAGUCACCUUGGGCUGCAUUUUUCUCAGGUGCAGGGAGCUGCUUUGCAGAAACAGUUUAAAUGAUCAGGUCUCCAGUGCACUUGAGAAUUUUCUUGAGGUAGUUUCUUUACUCAGAGGACUCUUGGGGGGUUGUGUUUUUUUUUUUUUUGUUGUUUGUUUGUUUUGUUUUUUUUUUUUUUGUUUUUGUUUUUUUUUUUUUUCCUGAGCUACCUGGACUUUUGAAUAGAACAAUCAGUCAUCAUUUUCCUUUGGGCCUACAAUUUUCUGCUUUUGCUGCAGCCUGCGUGUGUGCUUGGGUGUGAGCGUGUGCUUGGGUGUGAGCGUGUGCUUGGGUGUGAGCGUGUGCUUGGGUGUAUGUGUGUGGGUGUGAUACCUCAAUUUUGUUUUUCCUUUUUUGUGUGUGUGUGAAAAUCUUUUUCUACAGGUUUUCAAGGGUUAACCAUUGUUUGCUGUACGAAUACUUCAAUGAAUUAUAUACAGUUUGAAUGAAUUGUUAUUUAAAAAAAACCAAACUGUUGUAUCCCAUAAAGUUUAUUUUGAAUUUUGAACAGAUGAAUGUUUUUAAGUAAAAUAUAUGCAUUUCUGAAUUUCAGCUUAACUUACAUUAUACUUCAUUUUUAAAGAGGAAAAUAGAGGAAGACAGUAGACUCAAAAUUAUAAGCAGCAUAUUCUGUACUGUGAGGCGAUCCAAGAGUUAGCAUUUUACUACUGUACAAGGUCAGCUGGUACUGAUGACAUACCCAGCUCCAUAGAAUGGGUUAGCUGGAUUGUUUUGGGCUUCUGUACGUUUUUAGAGGAAGGGUCGUACUUGAGUUAGUACGAGUAUUUCCUUUUUUUUUGGAAAGGAACGACUGGCGGCACUAUCAACAGGCAUGUGCCUAUUGCUUUAGAAGCCAAGAACUUGCUCAGAUAAUAGCUGAAGGAUUAGCUUAUUUCACUGAUAGGUAUUUGUUAAUCACUAAUAUCGACAGAGUGAAACAGUACGUUGCAAAAAAGACCAGAAGGACUUGACAAGCAGUGACUAAGGGACUGUUUUGAUUUUGCAUCUUUUGCGUCCAGGUAAUAGUUAAGCAGCUCACAGAAUAUUUCCACGAAAGAUCAGCUGGGUGCAUUAGGUUGGGGAAAGGAUGAAAAAUGAUUAGAGUUUCUGCUCAGUAGUGUCGUUACCAACUUUGUGUGCGUGUGCAAUACAUGCACGUGCAUGGAUUUGGACACCUGGAUAGUAGAGGUGGGAUUUUACUGUAUUCAGAAGCCAAGGUUGUCCAAACCUUGUCCCUAGCCCAAGUUCCUGAAAUUGUGCCUGUAACUGUGGAGGGGAAAUUGUGGCUACAAAUGAAGAAGACUCUGUGAGGUUAGGCUGGGAAAUGAGGUGCCAGGGGCUUGAGGAGUCAAAUAUGCAUAGAAACAGGAGAGAGCAGCAGGGAACUCUUUCAUGCAGUUCAGGGUUCUUGCUUUCUUUCUGUGUCAUCUUUGAUUUCAGUUUAGAGCAUAGUUUUAAUAGUCAGAAUCUCCAAACACUACAUCUAAUUAGCACUAACAGGCACACUAAAGAUUGCAGCCGAUGUCUUAAAACCAAAUCUUUCUCCUGUUCCAUUGAGCUUCAGGAAGGCUGCAGCAAGAAGAGAGGUCUGUAACUUUGCUAACCAAUUUUGAUAGGUAUCUUAAUCUUUUAUUUCUGAUCAGAGGGUCAAAUUGUGAUAGCCUUACUUUAUUUCAAAGGUAACUACUUGUGUCAGAAAAUGUGACCACAGUUUGGCCUGGAAUUUGAAUGUUCUAUGUAUCAGAUAACUGUUAUCACUUGGUUGCAAAGGAGAAUAUAUACAUUUAAUGUAACUUCUUCCAAUCUUGAAAGACAAAUAAAAGUGAGCACCUGACACUUUUUUUCCCCCCAGGCACUGCAGUAAGUGACUGGCCAUUUUUUAAUGCCCUUCUGCAAGGUUUUUUUCGUGAUGGAUUUUAGGGGCUGAACAAAAAAGAAAGUAAAAAUCUGUGAGGACUUGAUAAAUAUCAGCACCUCCAGAAGUGACGUCUGGCUUAUAAAUUUCAGUCAACUAUACUUUUGCUUGAACUGAGGAAAGGCUUCUGAGGCAAGUAUCAUAGAAGUAAAACUGCCUGUAGGCUGCAUCUGGCUUCUAAAUUUGCACUCCAGCUACGUACCUUAGGAGUUCAACUUCUUACAUGUCUCUUCUGCCUCCUCCUUCCCAAUUCCCAUUUCUGAAAGUGAAUCUGAAUUUGAUCAUAUUGAACUUUUGUGCCUAAAAAUGCUCAGAAAAAGGUGAGUAAGUUCCUGUAUACGUGUUUUGAGGUUGUUUCCCCAAAGUCUACCAGAAAAACUAAAACCAAUGCUCAGACAAUCUGGUUGCUGCAUGAGAAGAGUUGAUGUUUUCCACCGAUAUUACACUGAUAGGACACUCUGGAUGAGAGCCUUUUUACAUUCAGUUAAGCUUUGUGAAUAAUUUUUGAUGUUGCUAUAGGUAUGUACAAAAAGAAGAAAGUGAAUACUGUAAAUAAAAAGAACUUUACCAGAACAUCUA